AUGAUGGCCGAUGUAGAAGCUGAAAUUCGACCGGAUUUAAAAACAGACAGCGGCGAUGAAUCGGACGAUUUAAGUGAAGUAUUAGAAGAAAGUCCAUGUGGCAGAUGGCAGAAGCGUAGGGAAGAGGUUGAACAACGAGAUGUACCAGGAAUUGAUAGCGCCUUCCUGGCUAUGGAUACGGAGGAGGGGAUGGAGGUUGUCUGGAACGAAGUGCAGUUUUCAGAAAAGAAAAACUUUAAAGCUCAACAGGAAAAAAUCCGGCAGGUAUUUGAUAAUCUAAUCCAGUUGGACCACCCAAAUAUUGUAAAAUUUCACAAAUAUUGGACAGACGCUGCAGGGGAGAAGCCCCGUGUAAUUUUUAUUACAGAAUAUAUGUCGUCUGGUUCCUUAAAACAGUUUUUGAAAAAAACUAAAAAGAAUAACAAGACAUUCCCUUUAAAGGGUCACAGUAAAAAAAAACAGGCCUGGAAAAGAUGGUGUACUCAGAUUCUGUCUGCAUUAAGUUAUCUACAUUCCUGUGACCCUCCCAUCAUUCAUGGUAACCUCACCUGUGAUACAAUAUUCAUUCAGCAUAAUGGUCUUGUAAAGAUAGGUUCAGAUGCUGGAAUUCUUUACCAACUGGAAUCUAAAACUGUGGCACCUGAUGCAAUCCACCACCACGUGAAGACUUAUCGUGAAGACUUAAAGAAUAUGCAUUGCAUAGCACCAGAAUAUGAAGGUCCUGGUCAAGUGACAACCGCUGUAGAUAUUUACUCAUUUGGAAUGUGUGCAUUAGAAAUGGCAGCUUUAGAAAUCCAAGGGAAUGGAGAAGCUAAUGUUACACCUGAAGCAAUCACAAACACAUUAGAUUCCUUAGAAGAUUCUUUACAAAGGGCAGUACUGACUGAACACCAUUGCUCUUUUUUUCUUCUUUUUCCUUUUACUUUUUUCUUUUUCCUUUUUCCUUUUUUCUUUUUUCUUUUUUCUUCUUUCUUUUUUCUUUUUUCUUUUUUCUUUUUCCUUUUACUUUUUCCUUUUUUCUUUUUCCUUUUUCCUUUUCCAUUUUUUCUUUUUCCUUUUCCAUUUUUUCUUUUUCCUUUUCCAUUUUUUUUUCUUUUCCUUUUCCAUUUUUUUUUUUUUCUUUUCCAUUUUUUCUUUUUCCUUUUCCAUUUUUUCUUUUUCCUUUUCCAUUUUUUCUUUUUCCUUUUCCAUUUUUUCUUUUUCCUUUUCCAUUUUUUCUUUUUCCUUUUCCAUUUUUUCUUUUUCCUUUUCCAUUUUUUCUUUUUCUUUUUCCUUUUCCAUUUUUUCUUUAUUUUUUUCUCCUCUUUUCUCUCCACUUCUUCCUUCUCUUUUUCUCCUCUUUUCUUCUUCCUUCUCUUUUUCUCCUCUUUUCUUCUUCCUUCUCUUUUUCUCCUCUUUUCUUCUUCCUUUCCUUCUCUUUUAUGCUUGGCUGAUUUUAUCCAACGAUGUAUUGAAAGAGAUCCACACAAACGACCUGGAUCCCGAGAACUGCUCUUUCAUGCAGUGCUUUUUGAAGUCCAUUCACUAAAACUGCUCGCUGGUUACUGCUUUGUCAAAAAUUCCUAUAUUCUGCCUGGAAAUAUGGCAGAAGAAGCUUAUCUUCCAAAGACAGAUCCCUCAAAAGUGAUUGCUGAAAUUAACUUCAAAGAAACGGGUCUUGUGUCAUGGAAGUUUAGCCAAGUUAUUUCAAUAGAACUUGAAAAAUUUUUAGAAGAUGUUCGAAAUGGAAUCUACCCACUAACAGCAUUUGCUUUACCACACCCACCACCCUCACGUCCACGGGCCAUCACCCCUGAACUGGCUGAAUCGGUCAAGUCAGAAACACCCGAGCCAAUUGAUGUGGAAACACGGAUGGUGACAAAUAUGGCAUGCCAAAUGAAGAAGACAGAUGAAAAUUCCAACCUCAACCUAACCCUGCUGCUGCGUAUGGAUGACAAGAUGAAUCGACAAUUGCAGUGUGAGAUUUCUUUAGAUGACAAUGCCUCCACUUUGGCGGAGGAGCUUGUGCACUAUGGCUUCAUCAAUGAGUUAGACAAAGACAAAGUUGCAUCAUUGAUUGACCAAAAUUUGCGGCCAAAUAACCCAAAUGUAACAAAUGGACCAAUGUCACCAGUGACCGUCACAUCAGGCUGA
Acanthosepion pharaonis is the source of this 2133-nucleotide messenger RNA. The record is from the annotation of a GenBank genome assembly. Lineage: Eukaryota; Metazoa; Mollusca; Cephalopoda; Sepiida; Sepiidae.